AUGGACGACACAUCGCCGUCGGCGUCUCAGCCAUUCCCAGCAACCCCUCCACCCCUCGCAGCCUCUGCCUCGCCAGCCCUCUCUGUUUCGCUUCAGAAAGGUAGGGAUCCAAUCCGGGGACGCUCAAAAACGGCGCGCGCGGGGUCCAAGUCAACGCCACUUCGUUCAGCUGUUUUGAAAAACACCCAAAAGCGAAACAAGAUUUCAGCAUUGCUGCCCUCCUCGUCCUCGACCACACGCCGAACGCGCACCACGGCACACCGCGAAGCCCAGACAUCAAUGCCCGAGCUCGCGCAAAGUCCGUCUUCCCAUACCACCGUCUCUUCGAGCAGUAUCGUGGGGCCUUCGACCCAGCUCUCUCUCAGCACGAAUCUGCCCAAAUCUACCAAAAACAACAAGCAGAAGCCGGGAAAGCCAACAAAGCCCACAAAACCCACAAAGCCUACCAAGACUACCAAGCCUGCAAAGGAAACCACGCCGUCGCCUGCUACCGACAACGUCGAGGGUACAGAAAGCCAAGACGGCGAGUGGUAUGCCAUCAAGGACAUUGUUGAUGAGAAGCUUGAACGCGGCGUCCGUUAUUAUUUGAUUGACUGGUGCAACGACGCUGUCACCGGCAAGUCGUACGAGAAGUCUUGGAUUCCUGCACGCGACGCCAACAGCGAGGCUGUCCGCGACUGGAAACAGGUCAAAAAGGCACGCAACAUCCAAACUGCCGGCCAGUCUACGCUCAAGACCAAACCCAAGCCUAAGCCUAAGCCCAAGUCCAAGUCCAAGUCCAAGUCUACGGCAACGCAUGCACCCAAGGCUAGCAAGCCCAAGUCUUCGCCUGCAAAGUCUGUCCCGGCCGAAAUCUCCUCUCAGAGCUCGUACGCCAACACAAGCAGCGUUCUCACGUCCCAGGAGUCUCAGGCUCUCACGCCACCGUCUGGUAACGGUGUCAGCGAGGUUCCCGAAAAGAGCACCGGCAGGAGGCUGCAGCGCAAGCGUCCUGUCUCUCCUUCUGAGAAUAAAAACGCGGGCGAGGACGCCGCCCCACCGCCGCGCAAGAGACGCCUUGUACGGGGCAUUCGACCGGACACAAGCCGUGCUGUCGAGCCCAACUUGAACGGCAACGAUCAGAACCAGGGCCAGAGUGUGCUUUCUUCACCUCCUGCCACUCGCGAACAGAGCGUUGAUCACAACGAGGAGCCUCGCAACCUGGACGGCCUUGACCCAGAUACCGUCCUCCGCACUGCAGCUACUGUCCACUUGGUCGAUAUUACCACGCGUCCAGACUUUGACCCCAAGGAGUACGUCCGCCUGUCACAGCAAUCCCACCUUUCCCAGAUCUCCCGUCUCGCCCUGCAGAGGAACGGGUGGUUGCAGCCGCAGUCUGCCGUUGCUUUCCAGUUCUCGUCAGACGACCUCCCCAGUUUGUCACCCGCCAGUGAGCAGCUCUCCUCUUCGGUCUACCAUUCCUCGCAGAAGUCCAACUCGCCGGACGAGGCUGAUUUUGAAGAAGAUUGCCUGCAGCUACCCUCUGGACACACGAUCCCUGACUCCCAGGCUGAAGAAAGCGGCACCCUUCGCACCGUCAUUGGUUCAGACGACGAGCUGCCACUAUUCGUCGACCAGUUCGAGGACAGCAGCCCCAUCCCCGACGAGGUUCUAACACCGAAAGUGUACCAGGCUUCGCAGGAGUCACUCCAACAGGCUGCAACUUCACAAUCUCCAUCUUUUACCCCCUCAGUCCUCUCACAGCAGCCGGCCCCAAAUACCGACAGCACUGCCAGUGGUGAAGCACAGGUUGUUCCGCCUCCUCUCCCUACCCCGUCCCAGGACAACCAGCUGUUUCGGUCAUCUGCCGACUUGGCAUCUGAAGAAGAGCCCUCUGCACCUGUUGAAGCCAGUGCUGAUAAGUCCACUGCCAGUGGCACUGGAAGCGCGUCUCUUAAUUUCCUGACGCAGCCCGAGCCCGAUUUUUGCCUUCUUACCCAGGAAAGCCAACAGCCGGGCCGACCGACCGGACAGCAAAUUCCAAGCGGCACAACAACCCCCCUUUCCUCCUCCGCAGCCGGCAGCAACAACUUUUCUACUGUGUCUGUCAUUCACGACUCGACACGGCCGAUCCGCGUUGCUGGUACGGUCCUAAGCGCUGCCCGCAACACUUCGCAGACAACUGGCAGCUCCUCAUUGUCUAUCCCACUUCUCUCGUCGGCGCAGAUUGUGCCGCCUCCCUACAACAACCAAGGCCACGAUCUUGUGUUUGAUAACCCGGCCGAUCUCUCCAACUCCCGCCCCAACAAUCCCUCCCAGCAAAUCUACAGAGCCCCAGAAGCGAUCAUGGACGAAUCGCCCCGGCAGCCCAUGUCGGCUGUCGACAAACUCCGGCGGGCAUUGCAGUCUCAGUUUGAUUCAACGGCCAACGACGAUGCUAUGGUCGACAGUAGUUUGACCGACGAGGAUGACCCGCUUGUCCUUGCUGAGAUCCGUCGUCUCGAAGAGGAAAUGGCGGCCGCCUCCUCCCAGCAGCAGGAGCGGCAGCCGCAUCAGCAGGCCUCCCAAGAAGAGAGCAUCGCCAGCAGCUCAAGUAAUGUCUUGCCUGCUUCAGCUCCAUUAGCGACUGUAUCGACAGGUACGGUGCUGGAUCAACCACACAAGGAUCCUCUUCUGGCAACCAGAGCAGACGCUGCGCUUGACGCCCCUGGCACCAUUGAUACUUCGCCGCCGCUUCUAAUCUCUCCCACCGCCAUUAGCAACGCACCUGAUAUCCACUCCGUUACGAUUGCACCCGGUGACCUCUCCUUUAUUGAUGCUGACCCUAUGGCGGCUUCUGGCCUCGAGCUGUCGCCUGAGCCCGAACCUAAGUACCCUUUGGUAGGUAUCGAAGGCAGCGGCAAUACGGGCAAUACUGAUGUUGACGAUUUCGACGGGAACGAAGAGGCUGUAAAUGCCAGCGAUGGUGAUGACGCUGGAGAAGACGAUGAGGCCAAGAAGAAUGAGGCCGAAGAACCGUCCAGUCCUCUGUCCAUGGAGGGCAAUGAAGAUGAUCUCCCAUCCUUGUCAGGCCCCAACUUCACCACCUCUAGCUACGUUGUGACACUCCCUUUUGCUGCCAACACGCGCCAGUACUACGCCGAUCUCGUUAUCGAGAAAGAGAACCAGAAGGCCAUCAAGGACUUUAGUGAAGUCUUUUCCCGCGAUGUGUACGAGGUUCCAAGUGCCGAGGCAGUUGCCCGCGUUGAUGAACUGCUGCGCAAGCUGAUGGACUUUUCUGAUCUACCGACAUUCUACGACAGCCUCCCACCUAUGUCCAAAGAGGCCAUGAUGAAACACGCCGUCGACACGAACAGCAAGUACUCCUUUGUCUACGAGUUUCUCGAAGCCAUCUCGACGCUCGAAAAGGACGUACUAAUCCUCGUGCGCAAGGGUGUCGCCAUGGACUACGUCGAGGCCAUCGUCAGCACUGCCGGCAUCUCAGUGGAACGCUUCCAAGCUGGCAGCCACACUCAUCCCCGCCCCCUCAGCCCAGGCAAGGCCUCGACUGAAUCAGGCGACUCUGUACAGCAGGAGAGACGACGCCGUCGAAGUGGUUCGCUCAGUGUCUUGCUAGCCGACACGGCCGAGAUGCGCGAGGCCAUAGGCGCGACCAGAACCAACGACGACGAUUUCCUCCGGCCUAGUGACUUUGACAUUGUCAUUGGCUUCGAUCACACGGCACGGACAUCUGGCCUUCUUGGCUACUUCCUGGACGGCUCAACGGCGACGACAGAAAAUGAUGUUGCGCAGAACUAUGACAAAGGCGCCCGCCGCCAGCUGCCAAAACCUAUUGUCAUGCUUCUAGUCAGCGCCUUGUCGCUGGAGCACGUCGACCUCCGUCUCGAACGUAACUCGGUUGAUGACAUGGAGCGCAAAAACGCCCUUCUCCUGUGCACGAUUGAGUGCCUGUCCCAUCUCAGAGAUAACCCAUACGACAUCAACCCGCCAAAACCCCACGAGGCAGCCACAGCAUUCGCCAAGAUGAUCGCGGAACCCUCUGAUGUUCUAGCCUGGGGCCCGACACCGCUCCCCGAGGAGGUGUUUGAUAUUUAUAUGCAUUCCUCGGGUGCCGCAUCACAGCCCACAUUUACGCAAGAAGAGACCAUUGACGGUGGCCUCUUCACAUCACGGAAACGGCAAUUGGACGAUGACGAUCAGGUCAGCGACAUACCGAAGCGAGUGCGUCUGACUGAUACCACGAAUCCCAUUGUUCGCGAAGUACCGGUACAGUUCAACGAUAUCAUCAAAUAUGCCCUGGGCCGCCUUGAUGUGACGGCCGCCGACAGUGGUUCAACCGUUCAGAUAUCGCUAGCUCAGCUCGAAGCACUGGCUGCGAAGGUCACGCUCUUGGAGUCUCAAUUGGAAGAUAAAGAGGGCCUUGAGGCGACGUUGACGGAGCGUGUACGCACGCUGGACCGUCUGGUCAAGAGCAACACCUCCACUAUCAUCAAUUGUCAGAAGAAGCUGAUUGAAUCCGUCAAGGAUCGCGGUAUCUUUGAGGCUGAGCGAGAUAAGGCCAUUAAGGAAGCCGACGCAGUCAAGGAAAAGCUGGAAGCUCGCACGGCGUCACUGGCCGAGCUGCGCACCGAGACGACGGCGCUCGAGAACCGCCUUUCUGAGGCAAACGCCCUUCUUGCUGGCUCCAGCCAGGUCGAUGUGGCUGAGCUAGGCGCUGCCCGCGUUGCGCUCAAGGAAGCCCAAGACAAGGUCACGAUGCUCGAGCGCAAGUCGUCCAAUGCCGACAACGAUCUAUCCCACGCACGCCGUGCUUAUCAGGACGCUUCCAACGCAGCCGCCGACUUGAGUGCCGAGAACCGCAACCUCAACGCCCGGAUAAAGGAACUCGAACACCGUGCCAGCGACAACCUAGUCAAAAUCCAUGAGGCACAGAACCGCAACGAAUCUGAAGCGGCCCGUCAGCAGUGGGCCGAAGCCGUCACCAUGCUCGGUGAGCGCGAGCGCGAGCUCGAGUGGGCCCGCGAGGAACUACGCGUUCUGAAGAACAGCCGCCGUGAGACGCGCCAACAGAGCGUUCCCCGUAGCCCUCGGCUGAGCGUUAUAAGCCCACGUACCGUGGGCCGCGGCAGCAGUGUCGGUGUUGGUGCCAACGGUGGCGGCAGCAGCAGCGCCAGUGCCACGCCCAUCCCGAACAUUGCUGGUGCGCCGGCAGUUGGUGCAGGGUUUGUCAUGUCGGCGAGGGCUUCAGUCAGUCGCGGCAACAGCCCAGUGUCGGCCAACUUCGAUCCGUCCGUUUAUGGCGGCAUGUUGUCGGGUGGCAACGGGGGAAGCGGCGGCAACGGCGGCACAGGUGGCGGUCCUCCGUUGCCUGGCAUGACAUACCUCAACUCCAACCAAGGUGGUGGCCGUUGGGGCCAUCUGCGAGACUGA
Sporothrix schenckii 1099-18 is the source of this 5409-nucleotide messenger RNA. RefSeq lists its product as uncharacterized. The record is from RefSeq and is a predicted model, not a curated record. NCBI's taxonomy places the organism in Eukaryota, Fungi, Ascomycota, Sordariomycetes, Ophiostomatales, Ophiostomataceae. The coding region runs from base 1 to 5409 and encodes 1802 amino acids. The transcript is spliced from 3 exons.